CAGAGGAAAUAGUAAAACCCGCUGGGAGGGAGGUGGCGGAGUCUUGUAGGGCUGGCCGGGGGUAUGGCAGACGAAGAGGAAGACCCUACUUUUGAGGAAGAAAAUGAAGAAAUUGGAGGAGGUGCAGAAGGCGGACAGGGUAAAAGGAAGAGACUUUUUUCUAAAGAAUUGCGAUGUAUGAUGUAUGGGUUUGGGGAUGACCAGAAUCCUUAUACUGAGUCAGUGGAUAUACUUGAAGACCUUGUCAUAGAGUUCAUCACUGAAAUGACUCACAAGGCAAUGUCAAUUGGAAGACAAGGUCGGGUACAAGUUGAAGAUAUCGUCUUCUUGAUUCGAAAGGACCCAAGGAAGUUUGCUAGGGUUAAAGACUUGCUUACUAUGAAUGAAGAAUUGAAACGAGCUAGAAAAGCAUUUGAUGAAGCAAACUAUGGAUCUUGACACCUGUACUUUCUGAAGCUUCAUUAUCUUCUGAGGAAACUAUAUAUAUAAUAACUGUAUAUUUUCCACAGUGAGGUUCCAGUUUCUAGCCAUGUAUAUAUGCAAGAUGGAGAAACCGAUUUUUCAGCUUUUAUUUUCAGGUCUUCGUUUUUAGAGUGAUAUUUGAGCCUUGAAUUUCCUGCCCUUAUAUGACUGUACUUGAAUUACUUACUGGGUUUUUAAUGGCCACAUGUAAGUUGAGGUACCUUGCAAACCAGGUGGUUCCUUCUGACUGACUGUUUAAAUGAUGAAGUAGUAUUUAUGUAUUGGGUGUAUUUUGUGCCAUUGUAGGCUAAACCAUAGCUGUUUAAUAUAUGAAAUCUAUAGGGCCCCUUUGACUAUGAUUGCUAAGACAUGUUUCAUGUAUUCUAAAGUUUUUAGACUACAGUGAUCUAAUUAUUAAAAGAUAGUGAACUGGUUUUUUUUUUUUUUAAGGAGAAGAUGAUACAGGAAAAUAACAGUCUUUUGUAGGAAUGUUUAUCUAACAUAUUUGUUUUUUAGUAUUCUUUACAUUACAAGAAGGUUUUUUUUUAAUUUUUUAAACUAAAAGUUUCAUGUGAAUUCUUCCGUAUUGGAAGGCUUUUGAUUUAAAACCUUUUGGGCUUAUAAUGUACUAGUUGUCAAAUUUUAAGGGAACUCAUUUUCCCAGGUCACAUUAAAGCUUCUAAAAAUAAAUGCUUUCAGUAGUAGGAAUGGUAUUGCUUAAAAAGCUGAUGGCCUGAUAAGCACUUGGGAUAGUGUUUUAUUAACCUAUUUGUUAGUACUUGUUUGUGGAAACGUGUACUCGACUAAACCAUAUAUGGCUAUGGAAACCACUUUUGUAUUUCAGGAUAUACAGGUUUUGUGUGUGUUUAGCUUAUUGUAUUAAAUUAUUACACUUAGUUUAAAAUAAAGAUUAAAACUGCAUUUAAAGGGAUUACUGAAUAUUACUCUUUGUGGAACAGUGUGCGGUGCUUAUAAACAUCUGUAAGUCAGCAUGUAGGAGAAUUUCCCUUUCUUAAUCUGUUGAUACAAGGAAUAAAGUGGAAAAUUAGAUUAAUAAUUGAA
This is a messenger RNA of Mustela erminea (ermine), 1524 nucleotides long. It is a transcript of the gene TAF13, whose product is annotated as TATA-box binding protein associated factor 13. Gene Ontology annotation, cellular component: transcription factor TFIID complex. Gene Ontology annotation, biological process: transcription by RNA polymerase II. NCBI's taxonomy places the organism in Eukaryota, Metazoa, Chordata, Mammalia, Carnivora, Mustelidae. Gene Ontology annotation, molecular function: protein heterodimerization activity. The transcript is spliced from 4 exons. Bases 64 to 438 code for a protein of 124 amino acids. The record is from RefSeq and is a predicted model, not a curated record.